GUGCCCUUUGUGCCUGUAGUUUUUGAUUUUGCUCGUGCACGAUCGAUCUGACAUACUGUACCUACAAUGGGCCGCUGGCAGUGUUUCUUGGGAUUACUAUUAUUCGCUGUAAUCUGCAUAUAUAAGAGUGGAGCAAUAUCAUGUUACGAUUGCAAUAGCGUCAGCGAUAAACGGUGUUUAGGCGAUGAGAACAACAAAUUAACAGAUGACAUGAAGAAACAUUGCCCGGAGAGAAAGGGAAAGCCCUAUUCUCUUUGCAGGAAGAUCAAGCAAGUUAUUGAUUUCGAAGUCAAUGGUCUGCAACCUGACAGUAGAGUAAUUAGAACUUGCGGUUUCGACGAUAGUCAAUAUGCCAACAAAUGCUACCAAAGAUCCGGCUUCGGAGGAAGACAGGAAGUUUGCGCGUGCCAAAAUGACAACUGCAACGGAAGCUCGGCACUUUUAGCUUCUAUUCCACUAAUACUCGGUUUGAUAUUGUUGAAAAUAAACGUCUAGAGGUUGGAUAAUUCAUACCAAUUCGGAAUGUACCUAGUAAUUUAUUAGGGAAAAUACUGCAAUAUUUUUUAGAUGUGCUCACAUAUCGCUCAUUCGAAGAAUACGUUUUGAUAGGUACAUACAUAGUAUGUACAAAUUUAUUACUUUAUUCGAGUUGUGUUUAACUUGUUAAAUAUUGGUGUAGAACGCACUAUUUUUUAAUUAGCACAAUGAAUUAGUCCGGGUGCUGUAUCAUUAUAAAGUAGUUUAUCAAUGAAAAAAAUGGUUCUUUCAUAAAUAAAAAAAUUCAGAAAUAAAAAUUCUUUCAUCUUUUAAAGCUCUCAGAUAAAUAGUGCAUACUACACUUAUGUUGCUAUACAAAUAUUUGUAAAUUCGUUAUUAACAAUGAAUAAUUAAAAUCAACCUGCCAUUCUUCGAUAUAAUAUUAAUAAUUAACGUAUUAAAUUAAUAAUAUUAACUAUUACCUAAUUAGAAAUACAUACUGGUUCCAUAGAGAGCUCGCAUUUUUGCAGCAAUAGUAUGGAUAGAUGAAACGUAAUUUGAUCGAUAAAAAGUAACGUUUUUUAUUUAUUAGCAACAAAUAUUUUGUUAAGGCUAUAAUAAUUAUAUUUCGAGAUAGCAGUUAUUUAUAAUACUACUAAUGUACUAAUACAAUAGGAAAACAGUAAUUAUUUCUGAGGUUUUUAAUGUUAUCGUCAAAAAUUGUGAUAUUAACGAACAAUUUACAAUGAAAAUAAUAUUCCCAUCUCUCAAUACCUAUAUUCUUUUUAAUAACCAAUUCUACAACUUAAGACAAAAAAAUAAAAUUUGUU
Messenger RNA from Phyllotreta striolata, 1307 nucleotides. The record is from the annotation of a GenBank genome assembly. Lineage: Eukaryota; Metazoa; Arthropoda; Insecta; Coleoptera; Chrysomelidae.